Trypanosoma grayi is the source of this 714-nucleotide messenger RNA. Its product is annotated as golgi SNARE protein-like. Gene Ontology annotation, cellular component: SNARE complex; cis-Golgi network; Golgi membrane. The record is from RefSeq and is a predicted model, not a curated record. The transcript has a single exon. NCBI's taxonomy places the organism in Eukaryota, Euglenozoa, Kinetoplastea, Trypanosomatida, Trypanosomatidae. The coding region runs from base 1 to 714 and encodes 237 amino acids. Gene Ontology annotation, molecular function: SNAP receptor activity. Gene Ontology annotation, biological process: endoplasmic reticulum to Golgi vesicle-mediated transport; vesicle fusion.
AUGGAGAGCAAACAGCGGGUGUGGGAGUCGCUGCGCAACGAUGCCCGGCAGGCCGACAGCCUAAUUGAGCGACAGAUUGCCGCACUGGAGGCCGUUGCUCACAUCGACGCGGGUCCCAGUGGUCAGGAGUUCGGCAGCAGCGAAAACGGCCUCAGUACUGUGGCACGCUUAGAGGUGGCGCAGCAACAAUUUGACCGUCAGCGCGUCGAGGUGGAGCUGGCACUGCAGCGCUUUGAGACUCUCCUAGACACCAUGGCGGAGACUGCGCGCGCACUGCCACCCGAGUCGGCCGCGCAGACCCACACGGAGCGAUUCCUGCAGCUCGCCGCGGAGAAGCGGCGCACGGUUGCACGCAUAGCGGCAGAUUUUAAACGGCGGCGUGAGUGGGCGGAGCUGCUGCCCAGCGUCACGAACGACCUCGAGACGCACCGUGAGGGGGCUGGCGUGCGCGUGCUCAUGGAGGAGCAGGAUGCCUUACGCCACACACAACGGCGCCUCCACAGCAUUCUCGAACAGGCAGACUCGUCACGCGACAAACUUCGGGCGCAGCGUGACGCGUUCCUCCGCAUGGAAGAUCAUGCCAUGCAGAUUGUGCAGCGUAUUCCUCUCGUCAAGAGUGUGCUUAGCCGCAUCGACAGCAAGCGUCGUAGAGACGCGGUCGUUCUCGGCGGAGUGAUCGGCAUCUGCCUGUUUCUGACGGUCUUCUUCGUUUAA